Triplophysa dalaica is the source of this 4089-nucleotide messenger RNA. RefSeq names its product E3 ubiquitin-protein ligase UHRF2-like. Gene Ontology annotation, molecular function: ubiquitin protein ligase activity; protein binding. Lineage: Eukaryota; Metazoa; Chordata; Actinopteri; Cypriniformes; Nemacheilidae. Gene Ontology annotation, biological process: negative regulation of gene expression via chromosomal CpG island methylation; protein ubiquitination. The record is from RefSeq and is a predicted model, not a curated record.
GCGCUUUCCCCGCAGAUCCCCGAGCACGAGCGCGCGCACAAGCCCCGACACACAAACACACGCUCACGCACGCACGCACGCACGCACGCGCGUGCAGUUUUCCGCUCGCGCGCUGGUUUUCACGGCUGUCGGACGGCGCGAUGUGGAUCCAGAUCCGGACGAUCGACGGGAAAGAGACUCGAACCGUCGACGACCUGUCGCGGCUCACGAAGAUCGAGUCGCUGCGCGUGAAAAUCAAUGAGAUCUUUAACGUCAAGCCCGAGCAGCAGAGACUCUUCUACAGAGGAAAACAGAUGGAAGAUGGUCAGACGCUGUUCGAUUAUAACGUUGGGCUUAACGACAUCGUCCAGCUUCUCAUUCGCUCACAGACCGACCCUCCAGACAGCCCCGUCCUGAACAACGGUGAGGGUGUGGCCUGCAUAACGACCCCACCCUGCUCCGCAUCGACCCCACCCCCAGCCACACCCACCACCACAGCCGUUUCUCCAGCAACCGUUUCCAACACCAAUGGAAACGGCUCUAAAUCCUGCAGUCCGUCAUCAGACAGCCAGCCCUCCACAUCCAGCCGGACGCUCCUCAUUCCUCCCAGCAUUGGACACUACAAGAUAAAUGAGUUGGUGGACUGCAGGGACAUCAGUAUCGGUGCCUGGUUUGAGGGCGUCAUUGAAAAGGUUUCUCCUUCCACUAAAGGACAGAAUGGCAAAGCUGAAACAGUGCCCCCUGCUCCCAGGGUGGGCCGACCCCGAAAACAGACUAACGGAAAACUGGAUUGUGUGGAAACACUCUCCUCAACGGACAGUAACGGCACAUCAGAGAAACAAAUAAACUCGGACAACAGUGAACCGUCAACGUCAAAAACUGUUUCGACAAACUCCAGCGAGAACGUGGCGUACCACAUUAAAUAUGAAGAUUACCCUGAGAAUGGUGUUGUGGAGAUGAGGGGGGAUGACGUGCGCCCGCGGGCCAGAACUCUGCUCAGGUUCGAUCAGCUGCAGGUGGGUGAUGUGGUGAUGGUGAAUUAUAAUCUGGAGCUGCCGGAGGAGAGAGGAUUCUGGUACGAUGCUGAGAUCACGGCGCUGAACUCCAUCUCACGCACCAAUAAAGAGAUCCACAUCAAGAUCCUGCUGGGAGGUCCGGGGGAUGUGAUCGGUGAUUGUAAACUGGUGUUUCUGGACGAGAUUUACAGGAUAGAGAAACAUGGAGCACCAGCACUGAGUGCAGCUGACGGCCAAUUCAAACGCAAGAGCGGUCCGGAGUGUAAACACUGUAAGGCAGAUCCAGAAGUUGAGUGUCGCUUCUGUUCGUGUUGUGUGUGUGGAGGUAAACAAGAUGCUCACAUGCAGUUACUGUGUGAUGAGUGUAACAUGGCCUUUCACAUUUACUGCCUGAACCCACCGCUGGCCUCCAUACCAGAGGAUGAGGACUGGUAUUGUCCCACCUGUAAGAAUGACAGCAGUGAGGUUGUAAAAGCGGGAGAGAAACUCAAAACCAGUAAGAAGAAAGCCAAGAUGCCUUCAGCCACUACAGAGAGCCACAGAGACUGGGGCAAGGGAAUGGCGUGUGUGGGUCGCACUAAAGAAUGCACCAUCGUCCCCUCCAAUCAUUACGGGCCGGUUCCCGGUGUUCCGGUCGGAACAACAUGGAAGUUCCGUGUUCAGGUGAGUGAGGCGGGUGUUCACAGGCCUCAUGUGGGAGGAAUUCACGGGCGCAGUAACGACGGCUCGUACUCGCUGGUGCUCGCCGGAGGAUUCGAGGAUGAAGUUGACCGGGGCGAUGAGUUCACCUACACGGGCAGCGGUGGGCGUGACCUGUCAGGAAACAAGCGAAUCGGAGAGCACUCGUUUGACCAGACUCUCACACACAUGAACAGGGCUCUGGCGCUGAACUGUGACGCACCUCUGAAUGACAAAAACGGGGCGGAGUCUCGUAACUGGCGGGCGGGUAAACCAGUGAGAGUGAUCCGCAGCUCCAAGGGUCGACGAAUCAGCAAGUACGCGCCUGAGGAGGGAAACAGAUACGACGGCAUUUAUAAGGUUGUGAAGUACUGGCCUGAGAUCGGGAAGUGUGGUUUUCUGGUGUGGAGAUAUCUGCUGAGACGUGAUGAUGUGGAACCGGCAGCCUGGACACCUGAAGGAAUCGAUAGAAGUAAAAAACUGGGCCUUAAAGUCCAGUAUCCUCCGGGUUACCUUGAGGCAAUGGCCAAUAAGACGAAGAAAGAGGUAAGUGUCAGAGGGGGGGGCGGGUCCACGCGGGGCAGAAAGAGAGGUCGACCGAGAUCUGUACGAGUACCCAAGAGCUCUCAGCAGAGUAAAGAGGAGACGCCCGAGGUGAACGUGAAGAAUGAUGAAGAUGUGCAGAGUAACAGCAGUCCACACACAUUAAAAGAACCGCUCACAGGUGUGCGUGUGGAGCAGGUAGAGCCACAGGUGAAGCGUUUGAAGGAGGUGGAAGCGUUUGUUCUGUCAGAUCAGCAGAAAGAUCUCAUACAGGAGGACCAACCCAACAGAAAACUGUGGGAUGAAGCUCUGAACUGCCUCAUGGAGGGACCGAACUUCCUGUGUAUGGUGGAGCAGAUGUUCAUGUGCGUGUGCUGUCAGGAGUUAGCAUACCAGCCAAUCACCACAGAGUGUUCGCACAACGUCUGCAAGACCUGUCUGCAGAGGUCGUUUCGAGCCGAGGUGUUCACCUGCCCCGCCUGCCGUCACGACCUGGGCAAAGAUUACGGCAUGACCCUCAACAAGACCCUACAGCUGCUCCUGGAUCAGUUUUUCCCCGGUUACAGCAAAGGACGAUGAGUUUGAACGUGACCCGCUGGAUACGGACAUAUGAAUCUGCUCUGCACACCGCCACGCUUUCACACGCACAUCAUCCCAAACCCACCACCAACACCAGCCCCACGCCCACCCACACCUCAGGCAAACCAGAGACACUUCCAGACCCCAACGGAGCGCUCCAUCACUUCCACCUGGACAUCAGGAUUCAUUUCCCAGAAGCACAUUCUGCCUUUCAGAUCAUCCAGUGACAGAGAACAUUUUCAUCAAAUAUGAGUUUGGACAAGAAUCCAAAUGAAGCCCAUCAUCUGAAUCACCGAGAGGGUCACGGUCCAGAUUCAGUCCUUCACAUUAUCAGUUCUGUAACCUAACCUGCAGAUUCAUUUUAUCUCUUUACUUAAUACAUCAUUUCAUCUGUUACAGGAAGAAGAAAUUGAGCGGCAUAAAUGUAGUAUAAGGAAUACUACCAUGUGUAAAUACUUUUAAUAUCAAUCAUUUUAAUUUGAAUGUUUGUUCUGUUUGAAUAUUUAAUGUGUAUAAAUGCAAUUGAAAUAAUAUAUCCAGUUUGCAUUACACUAGUGACAAUGUGAAGGUCAAAUCAAUCUAUAAGAGUUCAAGGUUCAUAUUCGACCCUGACGUGUUCUGGUCACGUGACGCCGAAUGACGUCUUUAUUCUCAUGGGACAGGACAGAUGAGAUGAUCCUGCGGUCCACAUGUUUCUGUAAAUGUGAACACAUGAUGUCGGAGGUGUAGACGGGCUGGACUUCACACUUUUAUUGUUCUUUACAGCACGCGUGUCACUUCCUGUCUGUUCUCUUUGGUUGUCUGUUGCUCGGCUCGUUCGUCUUUCUUUCUUUGUGGUGAUGUCCUUUUUUUCAAAAACAUUUCCCUUUUGUUUUACAGGAGAUGCAAAUGUAAAAUGUUUAAAGAUGAUACCGUUGUAUCCACGGCAAACUGUGACGUGUGUUGCUUUCUGGUUCUUCGUUUUCUUUGGUUUCUUUUCUUCUGCUCUGUGAUUGGCUGUUCUCUUCUCUUGCUGUUCUCAUCUUCUUCGGCUUCACUGUGGCGUGUCACGUUUUUAUUGCACUUACUCGAGACUGUAAAAGAACUUUUGAAAGCCGGAGACGGUCGACGGCGUGUUUGCUGACGGGGGUCCUUGGUUUAUUUGUCAGAUUAUGGUUCAGUCUUCGCUCAGCUCUUUAAAUGUGGCAAAUUUCACCUGCAGUCCUGGCAGAAACAACGCUUUCGAUUGUGAUUCCAAAUUUUAUACAUGGUAUAAUACUUGUUAUGUACUUAUUAAAUAUUUUGAUUCCAGUAA